This is a messenger RNA of Daucus carota subsp. sativus, 1585 nucleotides long. RefSeq lists its product as uncharacterized. NCBI's taxonomy places the organism in Eukaryota, Viridiplantae, Streptophyta, Magnoliopsida, Apiales, Apiaceae. Gene Ontology annotation, biological process: signal transduction. The record is from RefSeq and is a predicted model, not a curated record. Bases 147 to 1283 code for a protein of 378 amino acids. The transcript has 10 exons.
CCAAUCAGCUUUCUCCUUUGUACUUGGGUGACUUUUCAAUUUUAUUUUUUAAUUUCUUGUUUUAUAUUUCUUUCAUUCCCCCCUGCCUGUUGAUCAAAACCAACAGCUCUUUGUAUACAAGAAACACAAGGUUUAGUUUCGUUGCAAUGCCUACACCAGUCUCACCUCAGUGGCAGGAGAAGGCUAGUGACUUCUUUUCAACAUCAGGAGUGAAGCUUAAAGAAGCUGGGCAAUCUGCGGGAACAUUUGUAGGCGAGGUUGCAAAAGAUGCCAAAGGCAAUGUUGCAGACGUGGCUGAAAAAGUUGGCUCAAUAGUGAAAAGUCGCUGGUCAUUUCUUCAACAACCAUCUACAAGACAUGCUAUGCAAGAACGUCUUAUCUCUGCUGCUGCCACAACUGGAAUGUUGUUUAGAAAGGGUGUUACAGAAACAAAAGAGAAGGUCAAUGUUGGAAAGAUAAAGGUCGAAGAGGUGGCAAAGAUAACUAAACAGAAGAGCAAGGUUCUUUUGACUGAUUUUGAGCGUUGGCAGAAGGGAGUUGCAAGCACAGAUGUAUUUGGAGUUCCAAUUGAAAUCACUGUGCAAAGGCAAGAGUCAACCAGGCCUAUUCCUUACAUACUAGUGAAGUGUGCAGAUUAUCUUGUACUGUCAGGAUUAAACUCUCAAGAAUUGUUCAAGUCUGAAGGAAAUAGAAAGGUUAUACAGCAGUUGGUUUCAUUAUACAACCAAGAUCCCAACGCUUCGCUGCCAGAAGGUACAGACCCUCUUGAUGUUGCAACCUUGAUCAAGUGUUAUUUUGAAAGCCUGCCCGAGCCUUUAACUACCUUUGAACUACAUGAUGAAAUUAAAAGAUCACGUUCCAGCAUACCUGGGUUGCGAGAUGUAUUGAAAAGGCUUCCAACAGUUAACUAUAUGACACUAGAACUUGUUACUGCACUCCUGCUCCGUGUUAGCCAGAAUUCACUCCUUACCAAGAUGGAUGCUCGGAGUCUUGCCAUGGAAAUGGCUCCCAUUAUAUUGUGGCAGAAGGGUCAGAGGCCAGAGUUUCAUAGACAGUUCUGGAGUCAUCCUUCGAGAAAUCAACCCAAGAAUAAUGCGGAUCUUUCAAGGGACAAUGUUGAAAUUGAUAUGCUUGCAGAAGAGAAUGAAGGAGUUGAUGCAUCUACACCCAUAUCUUUGGAUGAUGGCCUUCCAGCUGAUUUUGGUGCGAUUGAUGUUGUUCAAAGCUUGAUAGAACAUCACAAUGAGAUUUUCACUGAUGCAAAUGAAACUGUCUGGAGGUGAAUUUGGCAUAUAAUUCUUCUACAUGGGUUCUUAGAAUCAGGUUUCAUAAACUUGUAGCUUCUUAUGAUCAAUCAAUCAUAUCCUUUGCUUAGGUUCAGGACUCCUAAACUUGUAGUUACAUAUGAAGGAAAAUUAUCCAGUCUUACCCUGCUCAAUGUGACAGUUGUAAAUUUGUCAAGUUAUUUUAGGAAAAAGUUCUAUAUAUGUACAUGACAGAGUCAUGGGGAUGUAUACUUGUGAUAAACAUUAGGGAUUGGUUUUGCUGUUAAAUUCAAGAAGCUCCCGAAAUUUUGAUGGACCAA